AUGUCCGCCUCCAUGACCGUCCCCGACUUCGAUGACCUCCCAAAGGUGGAGGGUAUGCCUCAGGGAUGCGCAUGGGGCGUAUUCGACAAGGACGGGAAGAAAGACGUGUUAGGCACGCUGAACCUGUUGACGCCUGAUGUUGUCAAGGCUGCGGUGGCGGAGGUGAAGGAGGGUGUAUCCGUGUCUCUGAACUGGCCAAUUGGUGCUAUCAAGACUCCCGGCUUCUUUCGGAAGGGGCUGGUACACAAGGUCAUGAGCUUCAUCGAUUCACCCUUGGCGGCGCAUGGCUUUGAUGAUGAGAUUGAGUUCAACACGCAGUGCAGCAGUCAGUGGGAUAGCCUGUGUCAUUUCAACCACCAGCCCACCGGUCUAGCGUACAAUGGCAUCAAAGCAACCGUCGAGAAGCUUGUGCAAGAGUUUGGUAACGAGGACAGGGAGAAGCUCCUUCCCACUUUAAACCACUGGCACGAUCGCGGCGGUCUAGUCGGUCGUGGCGUCCUGAUCGACUACAAGUCCUACGCCGACGCAAACGGCAUUUCCUACGAUCCAUUCUCCGACCACCGCAUUACCGUGGAAGACAUAGAGACCAUAGCGAAGUCACAGGGAGUUGAGUUUCGGCAAGGCGAUAUCAUCAUCGUCCGUUCUGGCUUUACCGAGGCGCUCGGGGCAAUGAACGCGGAGGAGCAGGAUAAAGCGCUCGGAACACAUCGGACGUGCGGCGUAGAAGGUACCGACGAGUCGGCGAGGUGGUUCUGGGAUAAGCACUUCGCAGCUGUUGCGGGUGAUGCGCUUGCCUUUGAGGCUAUACCGCCCAUAAUCGAUGGGAAGGAAGAGACUGUUGCUAAGCUUGUACUUCACCAGUGGUUCCUUAGUCUUUUUGGUCUUCCGAUUGGUGAACUGUGGGACCUUAAAGCACUAUCCGAACAGUGCGCGAAGUCGAAACGGUAUUCGUUCCUCCUCACCUCCAGUCCGCUGAAUGUUCCUGGUGCUAUCGGCUCCCCGCCAAACGCGCUGGCAAUUUUCUGA
Molecule: messenger RNA, 1026 nt
Organism: Coniosporium apollinis CBS 100218
Lineage: Eukaryota; Fungi; Ascomycota; Dothideomycetes
Exons: 5
Coding region: 1-1026 (341 amino acids)
Molecular function (GO): arylformamidase activity
Source: RefSeq, a predicted model, not a curated record